ACGUGGAUAACAUGGCGGCGAAGAUGUGGCUGUAACAAGGAGUCUGUCUGCUCCUAAUGCAAGCCUGUCGCAGUGAUUUGAAACCAUUACCAAACAAAUGUAACGUCAACAAACAGACACUUUCCCCACAGACUCUGGGCGUAUUCGCUGACACUUCGCAUGAAGCCCUUUUCCUCUUCUCUCAGCCACAGUGACAACGGUAAUGGAAGACGAGGAGAGGCAAAAGAAGCUCGAGGCCGGCAAAGCAAAGUUGGCUGACUACCGACAGAGGAAAGCUCACGCAGACAGACAGAAGAAGCAGAAGAAGAAAAAGAGGAGAGAAACAGACGACGACCCAGGUGGAGAUGGACCGGGGAGAGGGGCGGCCAAGCAGGAGUUGGAUCAGUCGGUAGGGGAGGAGGUGACGGGGAGUGGGGGGGAGGUCGGAGGAGGAGGAGGAAGAGGGGAACCGGACCCCCCCACCACAGAGUUUACCUUCGCCAGGACCCUGCGUAGUGGUGAGACGGUCAAACAUGACCAGACUUACACCAUAGAGCCAGAUAGUGAAGUGUCCACCACAGCCGAAGACUACUCCUCCGAGGUGAAUGGCUGCCUUGAGAUGACCGAGAUCCCAAUGGAGACUUCCAAGGAGUUUAUCUGGGACGAAGUGGACCCUGUGCUGCAGGAGGCGAGGGGCGGAAGGGUACAGGUCAUGGAGGAAGAGCUGGCUGCUAAGACUCUGGUGGUAGAGGAGCUGAGCCGAGAGCUGGAGGAAUUUAGAGCGGCCUUCGGCACAGAGGGGGUGCAACAGCUGCAGGACUUCGAGGCUGCCUUGAAGCAGCGAGAUGGCAUCAUCACACAACUCACAGCCAAUCUGCAGCAGUCUCGCAAAGAGAAGGAUGAGGUCAUGAGGGAGUUCCUAGAGAUGACUGAGCAGAGCCAGAAACUGCACAUUCAGUUCCAGCAGCUGCAGGCAGGUGAGACGCUGAGGAACACCAGCCACAGCAGCACAGCGCAGGACCUCCUGCAGGCCAAGCAGCAGCUCGUCCAAUACCAGCAGCAGCUGGAGGAGAUGGACGGCCAGGUCAGAUGGCACCAAGAGAUGAGCGAGGAGCAGCUGCUGCGGAUCAGCCAGCUCCAGCACCGGCUCAACGCGGCUGAGAUGGUGGAAAGAACAGAAGAGUCAUUUGCACAAAGGUUAAAUGAGAAAGACCUGCUGAUUGCUGAACAGGAGAGAAUUAUGGCAGAGCAUGAGUGUUCCCUAAUGCAACUUAGAGAAGAGCUCAGUCAUGUGGGCAGAGAGGCUGAGGAGUCAUUUGCCCAGAGGGGAAAUGAAAAAGACUUGCUGAUUUUGGAGCAAACUGCAAUAAUAACAGAACAUGAGCGUACACUGACCAUGCUCAAGGUGGAGCUUGCACAGGUGGGAAGGAUGACUGAGGAGACUUUUGCACAAAAGUUGAACGAGAAAGAACUGCUGAUCGCUGAGCAAGAGAGAGUCAUGUCAGAACAUGACUCCUCCCUCCACCAGCUAAAGGAUGAGUUGACGGCCUCUGAGAAACGCUUAAACGACCUCAACCAGCAAAUGACCGCAAAGGCCCAAGAGCUGGAGAGCUGUAAGAGUGACUUGGAUAACUGUAAGAGGGACAUAGAGAGCACUAAGGGUGAGUUGAAUAGCUAUAGGGUUGAGCUGGAGGGCAGUAAGGGUGAGUUGUAUAGCUGUAGGGUUGAGCUGGAGAGCACUAAGGGUGAGCUUGAGAUCUGUAGCGUUGAGCUGGAGUCCUGCAGGGGCGAACUCUCAGCCUCCAGGCAGAAGGAGCGGAAGUCCUCCAGCGAGAUCCAGCAGCUGAUGGGCACCGUGGAAGACCUCCAGAAGCGAUACCACAAGGGCAGCCUGUCAGAGUGCGACACCCUCCAGAGGAUGGAGGAGGACUCAGCCCGCAGGCUGGAUCAUCUCAGGAUGGAGCUAGAUGAGAUGUACGGUGAGCAGAUAGUCCAGAUGAAGCAGGAACUUCGCUCGCAGCAUUCUGCGGCCCUGGAGCGGGUCACGGAGGAGCAUCGCGAAGAGCUAGAGCUUCUAAGAGCCCAGCAACCUGCACCCAGGCCCAGUCCCGAGGUGGUGAUCGAGCUCAAGGACAAGAUCGCAGAGCUUCAGCAGAGGAUCCAAGAGGCCCAGGCGCUCCGUGAGAAGGCCAGACAGGAGCUGUCCCAGGUGGCACAGGAGAAGCUCAGCCUCCAGGGUCAGAUGGUUGACCUGCUCCAUGACCUCCGCUCAGCCCAGGCCAAAGUGGAGCAGGCCUCUCAGAACAUCGCUGUCCAUGAGAGUCGUCAGUGCGAGCUGCAGUGCCUCCAGGAAACCAUUGAUGACCUGAAGGCCCAGCUAGCCACCGCUGUGGAGUCGGCAGAAGAGAUCGAGGCCAAGCAUGAGUCAGAGACAACCAACUACAAGAUCAAACUGGAGAUGAUGGAGCGGGAAAAGGACGCAGUGCUGGACCGCAUGGCCCAGUCACAGGAGGCGGAACUGGAGAGGCUGAGGACACAGCUCCUCUUCAGCCACGAGGAGGAGCUCAUUCUCCUUCGGGAGGACCACCAGAGGGAGAGCCAGCUCAACGGCGAGAACCUCCUCAAUGAGGCGUCCAUCCGGCACAGCCGAGCCCUGGAGGAGUUGCGGAACGUGUACGAGGACGAGCGGGAUGAGCUGUUACACCAAAUCAUUGCACUGAAAGAUGACUUGAAGAUGGCGCUGCACAGCUCGAAAGCCGAAGAGCUGGUGGUGCAACUCAAGGAACUUCAAGUGGAGGUUAAGGAAUUGAAAAAGGGUGGAGAAGAAAGGGUCAGAAUGGAGAGGGAAAUCCAAAUGCUGCUGAAAAAGAAUGAGCUGCUAGAAAACCAGUCCAAGGAGCGAGAAAAGAGCUGGGACAACAAAUGGAGGGAGCAGGAAUCUGAAAAGAGGAUUUUGAUGGAAACCAACAACGCCAUGAAAGAGGAAGUGGAGUCCAAGGUGGAAAAAAUUAAAUCCUUCACGACAGAAAAUGAACAAAAGCAGCGACAAGUAGUGGAGUUGCAAGAGGAGAAUGAAAAGCAGCGGAAUACAUUCUCUUUUGCCGAAAAGAACUUUGAGGUGAACUAUCAGGAGCUCAAGGAGGAGUAUACGUGCCUUGUUGAGGUAAAGGCGCAGUUGGAGGAGAGGAUUCUCAAGGAGACACUCGUGUAUGAGUCAAAACUCGCUAGCCUCCAGUCGCAGAUUCAGGAGCUGAGGGAGAACAAGGAAACUAGCAAAAUGGAGGACAAGUCCAAAGACAACGGCGGUGCUUCGAUAGAGAAAGACACUACUGAGCUGAUGGAGAAGCUGAAGGUAGCUCUGACAGAGAAGGAGGAACUGGCUAUGAGGCUGUCUAAAGUUACUGAGCAGCUGACUGUUACAGAAGGUGAAUUGGAUGAGCUGGAAGGAGAGUUGUGUCAGGUCAGGAGAGAAAACAAGGAGGUCAUCGCCCAAAAUGAAAACCUGGAGGAAGAGCUCGAAAGAGACCGGGAAACUCUGAAGGAGAGAAAGGGAGAGAUAGAACUGCAGAGGCAGAGAGAGGAGGGAGGGAGAGCUGCUCAGAGCCAAGCGAAGCUCCAACAGAGAGGGCAGCCUGUUCAGUCUGCAUUCCCAGCUUGCUCCAUCAAGGAUCAUCACCUCCAAAUCGAAUCUCUCCAAGGGGAGGUAGAGGUGCUCCGCUCCUCCUUAAAGGCCGGCGAAAUAGAGCGAGAACGCCUCCGACACACCCCGGAGGCUUGGCACCAGAGUCAGACACCAACUCCGUCUGCAGCCCCAUCUCAGAUCUUGACUGUGGGGGAGGGACCUGUUGAGCGUAGCUCCGCUGUGGAGCCUACAGCCUCUGGGUCAUACAGGCGCAAGACACAGCAGCGGCGAGGAAAGAAGAAGCGCCAGAGCUCUGCCCAGACAAAAGAGAAGAGGGAGAAGCAGGAGGUGGUGGAAAGAAACAAAGCUGGAGGUGCUACUGCUGCAGCAGAGCGGGAGCCUCGGGCUCAGAUGGAGAGCCAGGUUCCGUCUAGCUCGCAGCAGAGGACCGGGGAGAAGGACUCCACAGACGGGUACCACGGAGACGGAGCGAGAGACAGCGUUGUGAAGCAGGGGAAGAGAGUAGAUGGGAUGGAGUGUCGGGCGGACCCUGUAGCGAAGCGAGAGGAGGAGGACAGGGACAGCAAGACCACAGAGCAUGUGGAGUGCAGGCUGCAGCUGGAGGCCCAGCGGAUCAGCCUGUCUCAGAUGCACGCUGCACAGCUGGAGCUGCUCCGGGAGCAGACAGACGCCCACGCCAGCACACUUGAGCUGGGUCGCUUAAAAAAAACACUGGACAAAGACUUCACAGAUCUCAAAAGCUCUAAGUACCAGAAUGUGGUGCAAGUUGUGUCUGAAGAAUGCAAGCAGCUCAUCCUGUCCUUUGCUAAAAUUUUUGGAGAGGAGUUCUUGGAGUAUCUCCAACCCACUGAUGUCGAGGACUGGAAGAUUCAUUUGUUUGAAAAGGAAGAAACAAGGGAUUCCAGUGCUGUUUUACAGGAGGCAAAAGAAAUGUAUAGAGACCUUCAGCAGGUGAAGCAGAGGAUUGAGCAGGAGCACGGUCGUCUACUACAGCUCCAGUCCUUACUGAAGGCAGAUGGCAAUAAGAUUGAGGCGAUGCAGCUGGCUUACGAUGAUCUGAAGCGCAGCAGUGAGGAGAAGAUCACCAGCCUGCGCAGGCACAUCGAAAGCUCCAGCAUCUCCACACACAACCUCGAGGAUCUGAGGGAGCCGACCGCGGCCUCGCCAUCCUCCCACACUGCUGAGGACAUCCAGAAGCUUAGGGCCAAUGUCCAGCAGCAGCGGGCCCAGCUGGAGGAAUGCCACAGGCAGGAGGUGGAGCGCCUCAGGGCCUACUACCAGCAUCAGGCCAAAGCGACCGAGGAGCGAUAUGCUACCGAACUCAUCGUGCUACAGCAGCACCUCGAUGAGGCCACAGGCACCGAGGCCCAGUUCAGCCUGUCCAGUGUUGCCCAGCUUAGCUUGCGGAUCGAGGAAGAGGACGCAGAGGAACUAAAGCUAGUGGAUGAGGAUGCAUUGUUGGUGGGCCUGGGCACGGAGCUAAGCGGGCCGGCCAAGUCUAUGGACCUGGCGGCGCAGCUGCAGACGCUGAGGAGAGCGCUCUACCACAAGUACCUCCAGGAGGUGGCCGCGCUGAAGGAGCAACACUGUGCCGAGCUCACCAGACUCAGAGAAGAGAGGGUGCAGGAAAAGGGAGAGAAAGUGAGGGAGGAAGGAGAGGAGGAUGUGCGGUUGCAGGUGAAGCCGGACCCGGAGGGCAUCAAUGGGGGCGUCCGCUCUAUCGAGGCACCCAGCACAGAGGACCAAGGCGGGCAGGAGAGGAGACACAAGGAGAGGGUGGAGGAGGAGAUAGCUAAGGUCAUAGUUCAGAUGUCGGUGGAGUUUGCCCAGCAGAGCGAAUUGGCCCGAAUCACCAAGAGUGCCCGCGAGACCACCUCAGCCAUGCAGACCCACUCCGACGAGGAAGGGGAGGAAGAGGAGGAGCAGACCCCCAGGAGCUCACUCACCAAGGGGAUCUCUCUGGAGGAGGUGCAGAGGAGGUUCGCAGAGGAGAAAGAAAGGCUGGAGAAAGAGCUGGAGGAGAGGACUGCGGAGCUCCAUGGGAUUAAAGAGCAGCUUCGGCGCAUAGGUCCAGGAUCUGAGCAGAUGGGUUAUUCCUCUGAUGGAGAUGGAGAGAGUGAGAGAAAAGAAAGUGGAAAGAAGAGAGCAACACCGCAAAUGAAAAGCAGAGGCUCACAGAAAGAAAAGAAGAGGGGAGAAGAGGAAGAUGAAGAGGUCAGGAGGAAGAGGGCCGUGGGUGGAAAUGUCUCGUCACAAGAUAGAGGGGAUGACUCUUCCUGUCCAGAUCAUCAGGUUAUCACUUCUGAGAGGAAUCUGCUGCGUAAGGCCAAUGAGAGCCUCCGCCAGGUGCUGAGUGAUGUGCUCAAGACCACAGCGGCCGCUGAGGAGACCAUCGGGCGUCACGUGGAGGGGCUACUGGUACCCCCUUCCUUCUUACAGAGACCCACCUGGCAGAGAGCUGCUGGUGAGCCCUUCAAGCCUGCCACAGGUGCUGCUGGAGGUAUUUCCUGCCCAGAUGCGUCGACCACUGAGAGUUGCCAAGGUAGCGAGACUGGGGUGGACGAUGUGAGCGUGUGGUCGGGCGAGAUAGAGACGGACGAGGGCCUGGAGAUGUCCCAGCAGAUGAUGACUGACAGCCUGUUGCCAGGAGCGGAGCUUCAGCUGGAGAACGAGGAGUACCUCAUGAAUAUUAGCUCCCGCCUCCAGGCCGCCGUAGAGAAACUGCUGGUGGCUAUCACAGAGACGACCAAUCAGCUGGAACAUGCGCAGGUCACCCAGACGGAGCUGAUGCGCGAGUCCUUCCGCCAUAACCAGGAGAUUGGCGAUCUUCUGCGGCGGCAGGAGGAUCUGCAGGAAAGGCUGGGGGAGGAGGGGCGCGCCCGCGAGCAGCUGGCCCUGGAGCUCCACAGGGCAGAGGGUCUGAUCGAUGGCUACACGGGUGAACAGGCCGCACUGGAGGAGCAGGUGCGUCAGAAGGAGGAGCUACAGCUAAGCCUGGAGCAGGAGCUGCAGGUGACAAGCAGCCGCCUACACGAACUGGAGCAGGAGAGGCUGCAGAUGCAGGAGGAGCGAGAGAUACUGUCACGGCAACAGGAUGCCAUGAGGGAGCAUGCGGGCCCGCGUGAGUUACGCCUAGUUGAAGCUGCAGUCGAUGCAGCACCUGAAGCAGACCUCCUGGAGGAGACGGAGAAGCUGAUGGCUGAGAAGGUAGAAGUGCAGCGGCAGGCAGAGAAGGAGAGCCUGAACCUCCUGCACCAGGUGAAAACACUGGAGGCUGAGCUGGAGGAGCAGGUCAACCGCGUCAUCGAGCUGGAGCAUGCCCGCAAGACUGAGAGCGGCGACCUGCUGCAGCAGAUCCAGGCCCUGGAGAAACAGCUGGAGAAGAACCGGAGGUUCCUGGAUGAGCAGGCCAUCGACCGGGAACACGAGAGGGACGUCUUCCAGCAGGAGAUCUUGAAACUGGAGCAGCUGCUAAAGAACAGCCAGAAGCAGCAGCCCGGCUCUGAACAAAGAAGCAGAGAGGUGGAUCAGCUGACCCAGCAGCUGAGGGAGAAAGCGGACUGGUGCAGCGAGCUGCUACUGGCGUCUGAGCAGUUGCAGCGCGAGGCGGGCGAGCGCAACGAGGAGAUCGACAAGCUGGAGGGCCGCAUCCGCGAGCUGGAGCAGGCUCUGCUGGCCAGCACAGAGACGGUGGAGGAUAAGAGGCAGCAUGUGUCUGUUAGUGAGCCUGGGGACUCCUCACUGGAGGCUCAGCUACAGACGGAAAGAGAGGCACUGGACAGGAAAGAGAAAGAGAUCAGUAACCUGGAGGAGCAGCUGGAGCAGUUCCGGGAGGAGCUGGAGAACAAGAGUGAGGAGGUGCAGCAGCUCCACAUGCAGCUGGAGAUCCAGAGGAAGGAGCUGAGCACCCAGCAGCAAGACCUGGAGACCAAGGACAGCCUGCUCCAGGUGAUGGAGGAGAAGGACAGGGAUAUAGCGCUUCUUAAUGAGCAGAUGGCUAAGCUUCAACACACGGAAACAGCCCCUGACAACAAGGAAAUUGACGCGAGGGAUGAGCUACUGCGGGAGCUGGAGUCCCAGGUGGAGUGCAUGCGGAGCGAGCAGCAGCGCCUGAAGAGGAACAGCGAGGAGGAGCUGGAGCAGCUCAACGCCGUUAUCGACAAGCUCCAGGAGGAGCUGGCCAACAUCGAACGGAAGCAGUCCUCGGAGACGGACGAAGAGCUCAAGGGCCAGUUGGAGAGCCAGGUCGGAGGUCCCAGCAAGGAGGAUUACGACGAAAUGAAGCAAAAGAUGGACCUGGCCACCCAAGAGCUGGACACCAUCAAAGCCGAGCACUGCUCGCUCCUGGAGAGGUACCGGUGCUUGCAGGAGAGCAGACUAGCAUUAGCCGAGUCGGAAAAGGAGCUGUCGGACGACAUGGCAAUGGAGCUGCAAGACGCCCUGAGGGAGAAGACGGCGGCAUUCGUAGUGGUGCAGGCUCAGAUCCAGGCACUGGAGCAGAGCACCACCUCCAGGGUGAAGAAGCUGAGCCUUUGCGUCCAGGAACUUGAGGCCUGUGUCGCAGAGAGGGACUCUGAACUGACCCGCUGCCGGUUCCUGGUGGAGCGGGCCCAGGAGGACGCCGACGACCUCCAGUGCAAGGUCCAGGACCUGGAGGACAAGCUGAGGGAGAGGGUGGCGGCCGUGCUUGUCAGCCAGGCCCAACUGGGCGCCAUCCAGCAACAGUCUCAUCAAUCGCAGGAGUCCAAGGGCCAGAGAACCAAAGAAUCCGGCCACCAGGAUCCCAGCAGACAGAUGGAGAUACCGGACUUUUUGUUUGCAGGAAUGUCCCACGCAGCGGAGAUCCAAGGUGCCAAACAUGGCCCCACUGGGAAGGUGGUCCUCCUGACGGAGAAGCUCCGCGAGCUGGAGGUAGGCCUGAGCGGCAUGCAGAAGGACCAGGAGCUGCAGAAGCAGUUACUCUCCAGCUCCGAGGAGGUGGUGCUGGAGUACGAGAAGAGGCUGGUCUUGCUCAUGGACCUGCUCAAUCAGAUGAGGACGACCAAGCCUGGUGGAUGCCAGAGAACGUUUCCGGUCACAGAGACUGCAUCUUUUGGAGGCAAUGAGCCGGCUGUGUCUGAGAUUCUACAGGAGCUACAGAAGGUAAGGGACGAGGCUUCGGCCACCAAAGAACAGCUCAGCAGUUACAGGGAGAGCAGCAAUAAACUCCAGCAGGAGCUCAAGGCAAAAGAGGUCGCAAUAGCAAAGUUUCAAGAAGACCUUCAAAGGGUGUCAUCGGGAGGCAGUGAGGCCAAGGUGUCGGAGCUCCAUCGGGAGUUGAAGGAGGUCAAAGCGGAGGCUGCUUCCACCAAAGAGGAGCUCAGCAGCUACAGGGAAAGCUGUGACAAACUACGGGAGCUACUACAGGAGAGAGAGAUGACCAUAGCACAUCUCAAGGGAGAACUCUACCAGGCCUCAUUGGAAGGUGACGGUGCCUCCACAUCCGAGCUUCUCCAAGAGCUCCAGGAGGUCCGAGAUAAGGCAGCUGCUACCAAAGAACACCUGAACAGCUUCAGAGAGUGCAGCGAGAAACUCCAGACCGAACUCCAAGUCCGCGACCUGUCCAUCGCUCAGCUCCAAGAGGAGCUACAACAGCUCAGAGUAGCCUUGGCGAAAACCGCAGAGUCACCAUCACCACUAUCCCCACUAUCACCAUCUCAGUCUCACUCACUCCAGCAGCAGCAAGCGCCACCCUCCCAUCCGAAAAAUAAAGGCUUCAAACCGCAAAACCAAUGCCAAGGGGCCAAGGGAAAAAUGGCCGCCGCUGCCAAAGACAAACCAUCGCUCUCCAGGAAGAACUCUGUCGCGGCAAACCAAAAGUCUUCCGACAAAUUGUCCGGUCAAUCGGCUGGUCUUAAUGGAUCUCAGCGUCUGCCUCAUACAGACGCUGGCACCCAGACGGAUACAUUUUCCUCCCAAACAUCUGGCCAGCCCAGGUCUGUGUCGGAGGAGGAAGAGGUGGAGGAGAUGAUCGGGGAGUACCAGGAGAAGAUCGUACAGAUGCAGGAGCUGCACGCGGCAGAGAUCCUGGACAUGGAGGCCCGGCACAUCGCAGAGAGCGAGGCCCUGAAGAGGGACGCUCAAAUACUGGAGGAGGAGUGCAAGGCUCUCAAGACCGUUAUCGAGAAGCUGCAACGCUCCCAUGAGGCCCCCUCAUCGAGACCAGAGCGUCCCGCAGGAUCGCAAUUCAAAGACGGCUACACCAGUGACAGCUGUUCUGAAUGGAGUCAGCGGACAGGCUACGACCUGCCUAACCUGCAGCAGGAGUUCAGGACCACGCCAGAGGGAGCCAGGAAAGAGACAGACGAAGCACUGCCUGACAGAAUUAAGAACCUGCUCCGCGAAGUGCACCAGGAGGGCAUGCAGGUGCUGUCCCUGUCAGCGCUGCCAAUCCCAGAGGGCGAGGCUGACCCAGCCAGCCUGUUCCACCAUGCCCAGGGCUGGCCCAAAGAGAGAGAGGCCUUGCUGGCCACCGUGGAGUCCCUCAAGGCCCUCAUUACCCAGAUUCAGACGCACAGCAGGGAAACACAGACCCCAGGUAGUGCGGACUGGCGUGGGGAGCUGCUGGGGGCAGUGCAGCAGGUGUUUGUAAGGGAGCGGAGUGUGCUGAAGAGCGCCCUCUAUGCACGACUGGACCAGCUGGACACUAGCGACGCGAUCAUCCACCUCAACCAGCAGGAGCACUGGCUAGCCGAGCAGGACGCCCAUCACAGAGAUGCCAUGGGGAUGCUGCAGACUGCAGACAGAAGCAGUUUGCUGACAGAGGUUCGGCAGCUCCGGGCCCAGCUAGAACAAAUCCAAGCCCAGGAGCCUGGCAGGAGAGGCAGAUCCAAUCAAGGUGUUGAGCAGCAGAGGGAGAGAGGUGGUGUUCCGGAGCCCCACAUUCUGCAGCAGGCUGACAGGGCUCUGCUGGAGGAGCUGAAGGGAGAGCUGGCCCAGACCAAACUAGAGCUGGAGUCCACGCUCAAGGCCCAGCACAAACACCUGAAAGAGCUGGACACAGUCAAAACGGAGGUGUCACAGAAGGCUGCUGAGGUGGACACCCUGGCGGACAGACUGGCAGACGAACAGAAGAAGGCCAGAGAGCUGCAGUGGGCCUUUGAGAAGGAGAAGUGUAAAUCAGACAAGAAAGAGGAGCUGGAGAGAGAGGAGCUGGAGGAUCUCAAACUGGCCCUGGAGGAGCAGCAGAGUCACGUAGCCCAGCUGACCUCAGCCCUAGGCCAGGAGCGCCUGUCCACCUCCCAGCUGUCCCUCCAGGCCGAACAGGAGUGCUCCAGGUUGCAGACCCAGGCCUCACAGCUCCACGUCCAGCUAGAGUCGGAGCGAGCCCGGGCCCAGGAGCUGAGUAGCGCCCUGGAGAGAGAGAAGGAGCUCCGCCACCACGGCUCCUCCUGGAGAGAAAACCCAGAGGGGGAGGUGGCUGAGAGGGGGGAGGAUGAAGUGGUGGGAGGGUCACUGUCAUCCGAAGGUCUGCUAGAGGGACUGCAGAGGGAUCUGAACAAGAAGCAUGCUCAGGUGGUUAGUCUGCUGGAUGAGGUGGAGGCCCAGAAGCUGGCGGCGGUGCGACGGGAGGAGGAGUUAACCUCUGCAGCUCAGAAGUCAUGCCAGGACCAAGAGGCUCUGCGUGAGGCCAAGGGCCAGCUGGAAAGUCUGGGGGAGCAGGCACGGGAGGCCAUGGAGCAGCUGAAGAGAGAGGUGCAGCAGGGGAAGUGGCUGAAGCAAGAGAAGGAGAGGCUCCAGGAGAGAGUGGUCCAGCUGGGAGAGACGAGAGAGGGGGAGAGGAGUAGGACGCAGCAGCAGUCUGAUAACCAAAAUCAGGCCGUGUGGCAAGGCGAGCCCACAGACCGGACCAGAGACUGGGUGUUCCAGCAGAAGUCUGGCGACACGCUCACUGUCAACCCCAGCACACCUUCCCUCCUCAAAGUCACUGGGACAGGGGGCAACCUCGCCCCCCACCAUGACCCCAAACACUCAGACAAGGUCUUGGGCAAACUGCAGCUCAUCGCAGCCAAGAUCCGAACCAUGGUCAGCAAGGGCUCUGGCAGGCUGACUACGGAGGUGGACAGUGAAGGGCUGUCGUGGCUGCAGACCAACAUUGAUGAGGUCAUCACUAUGCUGCAGCAGUCCCCAGCGCUCCCCUCGGUCCCUGAGAGCGCCGCCCUGCUGGCGGGAGGCCAGUCCAGCUCCCUGACAGAGCGGCUGCUGAGGCAGAAUGCUGAGCUCACAGGCUUCGUUAGCCGUCUGACAGAGGAGAAGAACGAUCUGCGCAACCAAACCCUCUGCCUGGAGGAUGAGCUUCGACGCUACCGCCAGGCUGGUCUGGGAUCAGGGGACAGCUCCAGGAGGAGAGGUGGCGUGGACAAGCAGCAGGAGGCGGCCAGCGUUCUGUUCUCGUCAGAGCGUGAAGCCUGGACCAGGGAGAGGAGCCGGCUGGAGAAGGGCCUGCGUCUAGCCCAGGCAGAGGUGACCCAACUCAAGGGAGAGAUCCGGACAGAGUCCCUCAGAGACAUGACCGGACCGGAGGCAGACAACACCACACUGAAGAAUAUGUAUGGCAAGUACUUACGCGCCGAGAGUUUCCGCAAGGCCCUCAUCUACCAGAAGAAGUACCUGCUGCUGCUGCUCGGCGGCUUCCAGGAGUGCGAGGAAGCCACGCUGUCGAUCAUCGCCCGCAUGGGCAGCCGGCCCUCCCAAUGCAGCCUGGAGUCCCUGACGCAGAGCCGCCGGGGGCUGACGCGCUUCCGCUCGGCCGUCCGCGUCUCCAUCGCCCUCUCCAGAAUGCGUUUCCUGGUCAAGCGAUGGCAUAAAGCUACGGGGAUGAGCUCCAUAACAUCUGUCAACGUGAACAGAAACGGCCUGGGACUGUCACCAGGUAAUGAGGUGAGGACAGACUCACCCUACCUGCAACCGGGGAGUGUGGAGGUGUACGGGGAGAGGAGAGGUGCCAUCAGGGGACGAACUGGACGAGACUCCCCCAGGUCCGCCCUCUCCUCUGCACAACACAGGUUCCACAUGGCUGGGGACCCUGGCACUCUGACCUGCUCCCACCUCCAGAACUACGACCCUGACCGAGCGCUCACCGACUACAUCUCCAGACUGGAGGCCCUGCAGAGGAGACUGGGGAGCGUGCAGUCAGGUUCUUCUUCAUAUGCUCAAUUAAACUUUGGAAUAAAAAGAUAGAAGUCUAUAAUUUACAUUGGAACUGGCUUGAAGAAACUCAGUUGCCUUUUCUUGUGCUGAGCUUCGGUAUUUUGUAUCAUUCUGCUGUGUACAGUAUAUUACGUGGGGACCAACAAACGUUUUUUGUGUGUAGACAUCUUAUAAUCGGGCUUUUUGUCGCCAGCACUUGAAACAGCUUCUAUGUUUGUAAACUUUGGUCUGCCUCUUUGUUGUGGAUGAACACAAUCAUGUUAAAUGUAUAUUUGUGGAAUGCUAAUUUAAAAGAAAAACCUGGAAUAAUUUAAUUUAUACUGUGUAUGUUACUUUGUGUGGGUGGAAGAAUACGUAGAGCAGGCUUCUCCGGAGAACUCCAGUCCUGGAUAGGAACCGGGUGGGCGUGCAGGUCUUUGCUCCAGCCCAGCACUAACACGCCUGAUUUAAAGUAACCGUGGUUUCUUAAACGGAAGACCAUGAUUGGUUGAUUAUUGGAAAUUGUUGUUAGUGCUGGGCUGGAACAAAAGCCUACACACCCAGUAGCUCUCCAGGAUGGGAGUUGGGAGAACUCUGCCAUGGAGAAUGUUUGACUUUACUGUUGAAGAGGCUGCUACAGGAUCUAUAUACACCACACUGUGUUUUAUUAGAAUGAUAUCUUGGACAGACUACAGAGGACAAUUUGUAGAAGACAUAUUUUUGUAAAGGUAGGAGCUUUGAAUUUUCUGGGUAUUUUGUCAAAAACUGAAAUAAAUAUGAAUUUUAACACUUGGAA
Molecule: messenger RNA, 13586 nt
Organism: Coregonus clupeaformis (lake whitefish)
Lineage: Eukaryota; Metazoa; Chordata; Actinopteri; Salmoniformes; Salmonidae
Gene: akap9
Product: A kinase (PRKA) anchor protein 9
Exons: 55
Coding region: 203-12841 (4212 amino acids)
Biological process (GO): signal transduction
Molecular function (GO): molecular adaptor activity
Source: RefSeq, a predicted model, not a curated record